AACAAUCUCUCUGUUCGUUGAAGAGAAAAUGUAGUUUGGUAGACGUUUUUAAGGUUAGUUCAUAUUUUAAAGACACUUUAUGAGAUGGAAGUAGUGACUGGAUCACUAGGUCAAUAGGCAUGUUUGUAUGUUUAAACAACGCGAAUAAGUCUAUCAGUGAGCAAGUAUGGACCAGCUGACGUGACGUUUAUGACAUGAAUACAUCAUUCGAGCAAUCAUACAUGUUAUAUAUAUGUGACUGACGAAAUACGUUCUAUCCAUGUCACUUAUAUAGAAGUUUAAGAAUAUUGAUUUCUAUUUUCGUGGAUACUUAUUUAUUUUGUCAUGUCGAAAUCCAAACAACGGGAACAAUUGCCACCAUUUGGAACACUCGUUCGUGUUUCUGAAACCCCAGAAGAGGAAGAAAGGGGUUGUGUAAGAGUGAAGACAGUGAAAGGUGCUAAAAGUGGAAACGAUGAUGACACACAUGAAGAAAAUGGAGUCCUAUUUUGGGUCAACAAAAGUGGAUUUCCAAUUGACAAUAGGACCUGGGAUCGAAUGUGGGAUCACGUAUCGAGAAUUCAUCCAGAUGGUUACAGCAUGGUCAAUAAAAUAAGAAAUAAAUCCGAUCUUCCUCAGAUGCCAAUACAACAAGCACCGUUAAAUUUCCCAUCUUCUAUGCCGGUACAAGAUCGUUUGGACAAAGUUCAGAACUAUAUGAAAUCACUUCAAUACAACCAUACUGGAACUCAAUUUUUCGAAAUCAGGAAGCAGAGGCCAUUGUCUGGACUGAUGGAUUCUGCCAGAGAGAUGAUAAAAGAAGCUCUUCCCAUCAAGUGUUUAGAGGCAGUCAUUCUUGGGUUAUUUUUGACCAAUGGUUUUCUAGGUGUUGAACGCUUUCCUCUAAGUUUUAAAAGUGUGUUUGGUGGAAAUGUACAUAGACAUGUGGUACUAGGGAUAUAUUAUGCUGGGAAAUAUGGUUCCAUAGGAAUGAGUAGGCGGGACGAACUCAUGUAUAAACCCGUUGUAUAUAAGUCUCUCUCAGAACUGGUUUUCGAAUUUGAAAGAUCUUACAAUAUGUUUAAGCAUGAAGUAAAGAAGGUAAAAAUAGGACUUCCAGUGCCGCAUGAUCCUCACAGCUACGAGUUCAUUAAUUGGAAGGCCCUAACUAUAAACAUGAGCAAACUGAGUCCGAAAGAAGUGGCCAAAGAUCUAGAUGUCGUUGCAAAAGAAAUUCGAACAAAAGCCAAACUUAAUUCUCUGAAUCCCGAGGCUAGUUACGCUCAUAUUAAGUCCCGGUCAUGGGUAACUCAGCCUACUUCACCGAGGAAAACAAUAACAUCCAUCGAUAUGUCUACUGGCAGGGACACAUAUGCAAGCAACAGUCUAAAACAAGCCUCUAAAAUCUACAGGUCACAAACAACCAUUAGUUCAUCUGAGAAUGGAGCGGUGAAAAGGAAGUCAACAGAUCCAGCGGACUAUCAGAUACGGAUAUGACGUCAAGUUUAAUAUAGUUUUUGACAAAUCAGAUUUGAAAGUGAGAUACAUGUACCGUGCCUGACAUUGCUGACAACACAAAAACCUGGCGUUAAAUUUGUGGUUGUAGCAAAUUGAUUGUAUCCGUAUUAUGUAAGAAUAUAUAUUAUGUAAAUGUGUGCGUGUCUGUAAAAACAAAGUACAUUGUAAAAAUGUUAUCGUAAGAUAACAAACUCGGAUAAGUGUUUUAUAGUGUGGAAAAAAAUUAAAAGUAUUCUAGUCUUGGCAGAUCAAGAUUUGAUUUUAACCAGAAUGAGUAUUAGGUACAUUUAAGCGCGAUGAUGCGAACUUUAAAAAAUAGACUGAGCGAUUGUUCGACGAAUGAUAGAUUGAGAGAUUGUGAGACGGUUGAUAGGUUUGGAGACGGAGACGGAUUGAUGGUAAGACGGCUGAUCCAGAUAUGAGAGAUUGUGAGACUGAUAUAGUAGAUUGGAGAUUGUGAGACGGCUAAUUGAUUGAGAUUGUGAGACGGCUAAUAUUAAUAGAUUGAGAUUGUGAGACGGCUAAUAGAUUGAGAUUGUGAGACGGCUAAUAGAUUGAAAGAUUGUGAGAGGGAUUGGUUUUGAGACGGCUGGUAGAAUGGAGAUUGCGAGACGGAUUGAUUGUAAGACGAUUGAGGGAUUGAGGGAUUGUGAGACGGCUGGUAGAUUGGAAAUUGUGGGACGGAUUGUUUGCAAGACGGAUGGUAGAUUGGAUAUUGUGGGACGGGAUAGAUUAUGAGAUCGGCUAAGCUACAGAUUGUAAGGCAGAUGGAUUAGCAAGAAGACACUCUAUGGAGCUAGUACUGCUGUGAAAGACGUUGAAAAAGGUAUGAUAUGAGUGUGUAUAAAAUACAUACAUGUGUAUUAUAAUUCAUCGGAUUUGUUAAAAUUUUGUUCCCGUAUUGAUAUAAAAGUGUACAUCCAAUGUUAAUGUUGACAUGGAUAUAUAUUGCUUCUAUAUUGUGUGACUGAUUGAUUGUGAGGCGGUGGGAUUACGAGGAAGACACUUCAUGUGUACACAAUGAACACAAUUAUGUCGAGGUAUAAAUUUGCCUUUAAUGUUAGUGAAUACAAAGUAUGUCUAUUAUAAUUGUUAAUGGAAUCAUAUUAAAUGGUGUAUAUCUGUGAUACAUGUACUAUUGAACUUUGAUGUUUGAAGCUGCAUACCAAGGGAAAUAUUUUCUCCAAUAUUUACAUAACUCGGUAUGUUUAUAACAGUAUGGCGAAUUUAGUUCCAGGCCAGAGAGAGAUAGAGAUCAUGUGUAUGUAAAUGGAUAAUCUACUCAUUUUCGAUUACAAACUUUGAACGAUAAAAGAGAAAAUUCUUACAAAUGUGUCAUCAGUUUUGUUAUCCAAUUGCCUUUUAAAAAGUUUUUAAGGAUGGAUCUCAAUUUCCAUAGGAAGUUAUUUUCAUUUACUUGACUGAAAUAGCUUAAGUUGAGGUGCUUGCUAACUGAAGUCCGCAUCCAGUUGAGAUCGACAUUGAAAUUAUCACUUUAAGUGGUACAUCCGUUUCGCACAAUGUGUUAAAAUCAUCUGUUGACGGAUUGAACUAAACCAGGCGUAACAAUACAGUAACGAAGUCGUGAACGGAUGAUUUUAUUCAGAUUGCCGUUUCCAUACAUUUCAUUUAUAGGAAAUGUUCCUAACAUCCAUGACCGUAUCUAUCAUGUUUUGGUGAAUUAUUAGUAUAUGAAUGGGUAUGUCAUGCACGUUUUAACCACGAUUUGUUUGUGUUAAACAUUAUUUUGUAAAUGCAACGUUGUUUUCUAUUGAUUAAAAUAUUUUGUUAACUUG
Molecule: messenger RNA, 3293 nt
Organism: Pecten maximus
Lineage: Eukaryota; Metazoa; Mollusca; Bivalvia; Pectinida; Pectinidae
Product: tubulinyl-Tyr carboxypeptidase 2-like
Exons: 11
Coding region: 325-1476 (383 amino acids)
Biological process (GO): regulation of angiogenesis
Cellular component (GO): cytoplasm
Source: RefSeq, a predicted model, not a curated record